This is a messenger RNA of Sycon ciliatum, 2696 nucleotides long. RefSeq lists its product as uncharacterized. The coding region runs from base 41 to 1171 and encodes 376 amino acids. The record is from RefSeq and is a predicted model, not a curated record. Gene Ontology annotation, molecular function: oxidoreductase activity; FMN binding. NCBI's taxonomy places the organism in Eukaryota, Metazoa, Porifera, Calcarea, Leucosolenida, Sycettidae. The transcript has a single exon.
UGUAUUAUUUUUAUAGAGCCAUUAGAGGUGCAUAUUUCCGAUGGAGAAACAAACAGAACACGAGCACAGCGGUCGCAGAUCAUAUUUGCCCUUUGUGAGGAUUGAGCAGUUUGAGGCCAAAGCCAAGUCUGUGCUGUCCCGAAGUGCGUAUGCCUUCCAGUCAACCGGAGCUACCGCCGAAAUUACGUUGCGUGAAAAUUGCCUUUCAUUUUCUCGUUUGCUGCUGAAGUGGAGAUGUCUGCGAGGCGUAGCUAACGUGGACCUCAGCGCGACGGUUCAGGGAGAUGGAAUUGCCUCGCCAAUAUGCGUUGCUCCCUCCGGCCUCCAGGGUCUAGCGCACCCCGACGGAGAACUGGCCAUGGCUCGAGCAUGCACACGUUCCAACACGAUCAUGACAGCCAGCACGGUAGCAACGUUUAGUCUGGAAGAUAUAGCAAGUGCAGCUGCGACGUGUGCCGCUAGGUCUUCACCUCAGUGGUUUCAGCUAUAUUGCCUGACCGAUCGUGAACUUACAAGGCAACUCGUGCUGCGAGCUGAGAAAGUUGGCUACAGGGCGCUGGUAAUGACAAUCGACCUACCACCGAUUGGCAUACGAUAUGUUGGAGAACGGGCCUUUACGUUCCCACCGUGGAACGAAUUGGCAAACUUUUCAGGUGCCGCUUCACAGUCCGCUUCACAGUCCCGUCGGGUCACUUUCGACGCUUCCAUGGCCUGGCACGAUAUUGACUGGCUGAAAUCAAUCACGAAACUACCCAUCAUCGUGAAAGGUGUAAUGAGUGCUGAAGAUGCUACUGAAGCACUGAGGAGAGGAGUGUCUGGUAUCUGGGUAUCCAAUCAUGGUGCUAGACAACUAGACUCAACUGCAGCCACUAUAGAAGUUCUACCGGAAGUGGUGCAUGCCGUCAAUGGUCGCGUGGAGGUGUACGUGGAUGGUGGUGUUCGUAAUGGUGGAGAUGUUCUGAAGGCGCUAGCGCUGGGAGCACGGGCAGUGUUUGUUGGUCGUCCAGCUCUGUGGGGUCUUGCAUGCAAUGGUGAAGCUGGUGUUUGCCAAGUUCUAGAACUUCUCAACAAGGAACUGGAACUGUCCAUGGCAUUGUGUGGAUGUCCGUCAGUACAUGAUAUUCCCGAGUCAAUUGUUGUUCCAGCAGCUAAGUACAGAUCCAAUCUCUAGGAAUUAUAUUGAAUUUUGAGUUCAAUGUUUUCAACAACGUGGAUCUGAGAUUGAAUGAUGAACCCUCAGUGAUAAUCUCCUGUAUAUGCUGGAAGGCCAGGCCAGUCAUCAAACAGUUGGUCUUCGACCUGAACCACGACACGGAGAGAUUUGGCAAGGUCGUGGAAAGGCGGACAGGCCACUUCUGGCCAGUGUCAAAUGUCGCCAUCAGUGAGCCUCACGAGAACUAACAGCUUGUAGCGGAUCUGGAUCCGUAUUAAUUUUGUUUUGUAGUGUUUGACUUGCCUAUGCAUUGAUCACCCCUUGCCUGUCAUUCUUUGAUGCGAAACGGCCGACAGUCAUCAGUGCGGAUGCUAGCUAUGGUCUCGGUGCUGUUUUGCUGCAGAACCACGACGGCAGUCUCCACCCAGUUGCGUAUGCGUCCCGAUCAUUGACAUCGGCUGAGCAGCAGUAUGAAAGAGAGUGCCCCGGCGUGGUUUGGGCCUGUCAACGGUUCCAUGGCGUUGUGUACGGCGACCCAUCAUCGACGGUCCACACUGACCACUAGUAUAUCACAAAUAUGGAUCCAGAUCAACUACACAACUCAGAAGCCUUCACAAUCGAUGGACAAUUUUUUUUUUAAUGGACAACUGGACCCAGGAUCGCAGACAGAGCAUGGGCUACUCUGGAUCCCCGGCCAACACGGUUAUCCAGAACCAGUGGUUUCUGUAACAUCAGUAAGUGCUCCUCCGUCAUCAUGCCAGGCUGCUUUAUCCUGCAAUACAACCCCCACAACCACAACCUGAGUUGCCCUGGAUUGCGGCACCCCGGGUACAUCUCACAGUUCCACCAGCACGGGUGUCGAUGCCAUCUGCUCAGGCAAUGUUGUGCGACUACAUGGCUGGCUGGACUUGUAACUGUGGAAUGCGUAGACCCUUCUGGUUGCUCUCCAUGCUGUGAGAAAUGUAGCAUAUCACCGCACAAACCGUAUGCAUCCGUUAGUCUACUGUGGUAACUCUGCCUACACACUUCAAUGCAUGAUCCUGCACGCAAAUGUGUACAGUGUCAGGGGCUACAGGCUGCGCUUAGCAGGUUGUUUUGGAAUAUCUGUUCUGUGGGAAUGUUGACUUUCACUUCAAUUCCCAUCUUCCUAACUUCUUCGUAGACCUUCCAUAGGCUGCUUGUUAUUGUUUAUGUCCACUGUUAUGCUGCAACUUCAACUUUAAUUGUGUGUGAAAAGCAGUGUGCUACAUUUCCUGAUGAAUGUUCUAAGCAAAAAUCAUUCUAUUCCUGCUUGGAAAUGGUAAUAUUUAUGGCACAUACGUGUUGAUGUAUAUGUCAUGGCGCACCCUACUGAUUAUGUCAGGGUGAUAUUGAGUUUCCUGAUUAUCUAUUGAACUUUCCGAGAGAUUCAAUCCUAAUGAUUGUCAUUGUUUAUUUAAAUUUUCUGAAUCAGCUUUUUACACUGUAUCAGAACCUCUUUUUGAUUGACAUUAUUUUAGGACUUGUGCUCUGCCACUCAGAUAAACAGAAUAUCAACCCAGAA